CCCCAAGGGCCUGGUGCUGGCGCGCGGGGAGGCGGAAGGGUCGCUGUCCCGGUCCCCUCACCCACAGAACCGCCUUGGCCACCUCGGUCCUGGCAUGUACAUGAAGCUGGCAUGUGUUCCCCUCUGGCACCGGAGGCUCCACGCUGCCACGCAGCACUGCAAGGGCCGGACAGGGGCGGAGCACCAGUGGCUGACGCGGCACCUGAAGGACCCGUUCGUGAAGGCUGCCAAGGUAGACUUUUUCCGCUGCCGAAGCGCCUUCAAGCUCCUGGAGAUGAACGAGAAACACCAGAUUCUCCGUCCCGGCCUCCGCGUGCUGGAUUGUGGGGCUGCCCCUGGUGCCUGGAGCCAGGUGGCCGUGCAGAGUGUCAACGCUGCGGGCACAGACCCUAGCUCUCCCGUGGGUUUCGUGCUUGGGGUCGAUCUUCUCCACAUAGUCCCCAUGGAAGGGGCAACCUUCCUGUGCCCUGCUGAUGUGACUGAUCCAAGAACCUUCCAGAGAAUCAUAGAAUUGCUUCCUGGCAGGAAAGCAGAUGUGAUUCUGAGCGACAUGGCACCCAAUGCCACCGGGAUCCGGGACCUUGAUCAUGACAGACUCAUCAGCCUGUGCCUGGAGCUUGUGGGCAGGGCUGCGGACAUCCUGUGCCCCGGGGGCACCCUGCUCUGUAAAACCUGGGCUGGACGUCAGAGCCACCAGCUGCAGAAGAAACUGACUGAGGAGUUCCAGAAAACGAGGACUCUGAAACCCCAGGCCAGCAGGAAGGAGUCCUCCGAGGUGUACCUCUUGGCCACACAGUACCGCAGAAGGAUGGCUCCGUGAGGCAGUCAGUCUGCCCUGCCCUUCCCAUAAAAGGCCCGAGGCUCCUGGCAGCUAGGAUCAGAGCCUGAUUUGAGCAGGACCGUGGGCAGGGUCUGUGUUUUUAAACAAAAAGACAUGAAAACGUGUAUUCAAGGGCUGUGAAAAAUAAAAACAAAGCAAUAAAACAGC
Molecule: messenger RNA, 988 nt
Organism: Jaculus jaculus (lesser Egyptian jerboa)
Lineage: Eukaryota; Metazoa; Chordata; Mammalia; Rodentia; Dipodidae
Gene: Mrm2
Product: mitochondrial rRNA methyltransferase 2
Exons: 3
Coding region: 95-820 (241 amino acids)
Biological process (GO): RNA methylation
Cellular component (GO): mitochondrion
Molecular function (GO): rRNA (uridine-2'-O-ribose)-methyltransferase activity
Source: RefSeq, a predicted model, not a curated record